Messenger RNA from Sinocyclocheilus rhinocerous, 450 nucleotides. RefSeq names its product serine/threonine-protein phosphatase 2A 55 kDa regulatory subunit B beta isoform-like. Lineage: Eukaryota; Metazoa; Chordata; Actinopteri; Cypriniformes; Cyprinidae. The transcript is spliced from 2 exons. Gene Ontology annotation, molecular function: protein binding; protein phosphatase regulator activity. Gene Ontology annotation, cellular component: protein phosphatase type 2A complex. The record is from RefSeq and is a predicted model, not a curated record. The annotation marks the transcript as partial.
UUAGGUUUCCUCAGUGAAUUUCUCUCAGAUAUUGUGGAUUUGAAGCCAGAAAACAUGGAAGACCUCAGUGAGGUGAUCACAGUGGCCGAGUUUCACCCUCACCACUGCCACCUGCUGGCCUUCAGCAGCAGCACAGGAACCACUCGCCUCUGUGACAUGAGAGCUCGCGCACUCUGUGACCAACAUGCCAAACUGUUUGAAGAGGCAGUGGAUCCAUCCCGCCGAUCGUUCUUCUCCGAGAUCGUUUCCUCAGUGUCAGACGUGAAGUUCAGUCAUAGCGGCCGCUACCUGCUCACUAGAGAUUACCUCACCGUUAAAGUCUGGGACCUCAACAUGGAAAAUAAACCAAUGGAAACAUACCAGGUCUCUCACCUACUCACUCAUUCACUCACACAUUUACACAAGCCGAGGCCUCACAAAGUUCCAGGCCUCUCAGUGCAUACUACCAUG